GUCUUUAUUCGAGUGGUACAGGGGCUGGUCUGUGAUUUAGGAGGUUAGAAGCCAAAAAUGAACUGAAGCAGGAAACUGUCUAAAUAGGUCGAUUAAGAUUUGCAUUUUAGAUGCAACAUCUAAAUAAGACGAAUAACGCUUAGACGAAGACGCACUAACGCUUAGCAUUUAACCCCGCCUCUUUACUUCAGAAGCUCACGUCUCAACUCAAAUCUAUAUCGCCGCGUCCGGUGCACUUCAUUUAAAACAAUUCAUGCAAAAUCGGCCGUCCUAUUCCGUCCCAAUUCUCCUACAUUUCACGCAUCAAGAAAGGAAAGUACAUCAGUAGUGCAGCUCUACGAUUUAAGAAGUGGUUCCCACGCGCUGAAGAUGAAUUACUGAACGAUUAUUCCAGCCGCGCCUGCUCUGACUGCACUCCGUGGGACGCCUCUCUGACUUCAAGCUGUACAGUCGAUGCCCCCCGAGGUGGAAGGAAAACAGCCGCCGGUAACAUCAGUUGGGCAUUCACCUACAUCAGAGGGGCGACCGGUGUCAUGGCAAACGGCGCGAUGGACCCGCGUACCGCCUGCUGAUGUUUGGAUCCAUGAUGGAUUCUUGUAUGCCCACCUUAAGCUUCCGAUAUAACGGUAUCAUAAAUGGAGGAGGAGAUUGACAACCGAAAAAUCAACAACAGUUUCCUUCGGGACCACAACUAUGCAACCGAAGCCGACAUCAUCUCCACAGUUGAGUUCAACUCAACAGGGGAGCUCUUGGCAACUGGAGACAAGGGAGGACGAGUGGUGGUUUUCCAGAGGGAGCAAGAGAGUAAGAACCAGCCUCAGAGGAGAGGGGAGUACAAUGUUUACAGCACGUUUCAGAGCCAUGAGCCAGAGUUUGACUACUUGAAGAGCUUGGAGAUUGAGGAGAAGAUCAACAAGAUCCGGUGGCUUCCCCAGCAGAACGCUGCUUACUUCCUGCUCUCCACCAAUGACAAAACUGUGAAGCUGUGGAAGAUUAGUGAGAGAGAUAAAAGACCAGAAGGCUACAAUUUGAAGGAUGAGGACGGGAGGAUCCGAGACCCCGCAACCAUAACCUCACUGCGGGUGCCGGUGCUGCGGCCCAUGGAUCUGAUGGUGGAAGCAACGCCCAGAAGAGUUUUCUCCAAUGGCCACACCUACCACAUCAACUCCAUCUCUGUCAACAGUGAUUGUGAGACAUACAUGUCCACAGAUGACUUGCGAAUCAACCUGUGGCAUCUGGAGAUCACAAAUAGAAGCUUCAACAUUGUGGACAUUAAGCCAGCCAACAUGGAGGAGCUGACGGAGGUGAUCACAGCAGCGGAGUUCCACCCCCACCAGUGCAACACGUUUGUGUACAGCAGUAGCAAGGGCUCCAUCCGACUGUGUGACAUGAGGGCGUCUGCACUCUGCGACAACCACUCCAAGUUCUUUGAAGAGCCAGAGGACCCAAGCAACCGAUCCUUCUUCUCAGAAAUCAUCUCCUCCAUCUCAGAUGUGAAGUUUAGCCACAGUGGACGUUACCUGAUGACGCGGGACUACCUGACAGUGAAGGUGUGGGACCUGAACAUGGAGAGUAAACCUUUGGAGACCUACCAGGUACAUGACUACCUGAGAAGUAAGCUGUGUUCACUCUAUGAGAAUGACUGCAUCUUUGACAAGUUUGAGUGUGUUUGGAAUGGAUCGGACAGUGUAAUCAUGACUGGCUCCUACAACAACUUCUUUCGAAUGUUUGACCGCAAUACAAAGCGUGACGUGACUCUGGAGGCAUCGCGGGAGAACAGCAAGCCACGGGCUGUCCUGAAGCCCCGUAAGGUGUGUGUGGGUGGCAAGCGCCGCAAGGACGAGAUCAGCGUUGACAGCCUGGACUUCAGCAAGAAAAUCCUCCACACCACCUGGCACCCUUCGGAAAACAUAAUUGCUGUGGCCGCCACCAACAACCUGUACAUCUUCCAGGAUAAGGUCAACUAGCACAGCUCAGAUGCCCUCGCUUACACAAGCGCACACACGCAUACAUGUACACGCACGCGCACGCGCACGCACACACGCACACACACACACACACACACACACACACACACACACACACUGGCAGCCUUGCUGCAGCUGAAUGCAGGCAGCGUAGAUAUGCGUCUGUGUGGAGAGAAAGAGGCGGGGAAUGUGAGGCAGAGUGGGAUGCUGGGGCAUGCCCAGACUGAGGACUUAAGGGCCUGUAUUCUGCACAUGGAUGCUGCCAGGUGUAUGGCAAUUAGGGGUGCAGUACUCUUCUGCAGAACCCAUUCUCCUCUCUAACCUUCAUUGCCUCCACAUUUUGCCCUUCAAUGACUCUUUUGUUUAUCCUAUUUAUUUAGUUCUCCACUUGAAGGAAAUGCCUGACAUGGAACUAUGCCAAACUAAGUGCGCCGACACAGCGGUCUUGGGCAGGUUUUGCAGACCUGGAUUGGAGGAAGAUGUCAGUAGAGCUGUGGGCAGCAGAAAAGCAGCCAUAUUUGUUCGGCUUCCUGUCACCUCCUUCUUCAAUGGCACGUGAAACAGAAGGGUGCCUUUAACAUGAGCCUUGAUGGAUCGGACAGAGAGGCCACAAUGUCCUUCACCAUCACCCUUCAGCUACUACAGUGCUGCCAACAAAAUGUGGAACCAUGACAUAUUUGAUAGCGUAGGAGUGUGGCUGUGUAAACUACGAUGCCAAGGGUCAUAGUCUGACACACGAUGCGGACAAGACCACAAUUCUUUGCUACUUGACCGAUUUGUUAUCGGAGAACAUGGAGGUAUAAGCAAAUCCCCUUGGUCAAAUGUCACUGACGUUUCCUUUUGUGUCGCUGUUUUCUCGUCUUUUUAUUUUCAUGUUACAGUUAAAAGCUGUGGUGCCUUCUUUUGGUAUGUGGGCAUGAGACGGGCAGGGUGGGGCUUGGGGAGGGUUGGUGCUGUUUUUGGGUGGCGUGACAUAUUGGUUUGUGGAGUGUGACUGUUUUCAAAGAAAUGUGGACUGAAUAGCUUUGUGUAAUAAAAAAGAAGGAAACUGAUAUGUAUUCAAGUGCACAGAAUUUAAGUACCUUUAAAUUUUGCCAAAUGGUCAUGGCAUUUGCUCCAUUUUGCUCAUGAUUUAUGACGCAUACGUCCCUGGAUUUGACUCCUUUGAUGCAGUGUUGGGUGAGACCUGUAAUUUCACUCCUUGUAAUAAAUCACUGUCAUUUACUAAUAAAAUGUCUGCUCAGCAGGGUGCAAACAAAACUGCAAUGUAAGAUACUUUUGCCUCUCGCUGAAACAGUUCACUUUCCAUUAUUGUGCAUUUUUUACAGACAGCUAAUGCACUACCCUGCUUAGAGCGUUCCAUGAUGUGGAAGGGUUGAGAAGGCCGGUAUCAUGAUGUAGCCUAACUAGAUAUGAAGGUUAUAUGAUAUCAGGGAAUUUUAGGUACAAGUCCUUAAACAAGUAAUGUCUUAAGCAAUUUCAGUUGUACAAUUCUUAAUGAAACAAAGUUUUAUAGCUCAGAAUGUAUUUGAAUGCAAUUAACUGACAUGCAGUCUUUAUGCUUAUUGGAAUUUGUUGAAAUAAAAAAAAUGAUAAG
Messenger RNA from Electrophorus electricus (electric eel), 3564 nucleotides. RefSeq names its product serine/threonine-protein phosphatase 2A 55 kDa regulatory subunit B beta isoform-like. The record is from RefSeq and is a predicted model, not a curated record. Gene Ontology annotation, cellular component: protein phosphatase type 2A complex. NCBI's taxonomy places the organism in Eukaryota, Metazoa, Chordata, Actinopteri, Gymnotiformes, Gymnotidae. Gene Ontology annotation, molecular function: protein phosphatase regulator activity; protein binding.